UUUGAUUCAAUUGAAGACGUGAUAAAAGAUGGCAGAAAUCAGAUGAAAGAUUUGAUGAAUAAGUAUUCAAUUCCCGGAACUGUUAUAGCGUUUAGUAUUAACGGCACAAAUGUGUGGACCGAAGGGUUUGGUUAUACGGAUGUCGAGAACGAUGUCAUCACUCAUAAGGACUCCGUUUGGCGUUUGGCCAGUAUUUCAAAGCCAUUGACUUCAGCACUGAUUGGACGGCUUAUGGACAAGAAGUUGAUUGAUCUCAACCAUGAUAUCCACAAAUAUUUGUCACCGGAUUUCUAUCCCUAUAAGACAUUCAACGGAUCGGCGGUUAAUAUAACGGUUCGGGAAGUAAUGGCACAUUUGGCUGGUCUUCACUUCACUAAAUUAGAAGAUCUCUACGAUGUCUUUCAUGGCGUAAAUUCGAGUCAACCAAUCGCUCAAUUCAAAGACGAGAAGUUGUUAUCAAAACCCAACACAACAUUUAGUUAUUCAAACUAUGGCUACCAUAUGAUCGGCGCUAUCAUUGAAGCCGUGCUUAACAGCACUUAUGAUAAAGAAAUUGAGAAAAUGUUUCGACAAUUGAAUAUGAAUUCAACGUUUGCUGAAAAAAGGGAAGCCAUUUAUAAACACAGACCACAGUAUUAUACGUUUACAGAUAAAUUAGAAAAAGCUGGUAUUUAUGAUGAGUUGGUUUCAUACGAGGGUCAGUGGCCGUGUGGGGGCAUUAUUGCGACGGCUAGUGAUCUAUUAAGGUUUGGAAACGCAAUGAUAUCUGCAUAUAAUGGCAAACAAAAUGAUUUCUUAAGUCAAAAAACAGUGAAAGAGUUGUGGACUCCGGAGACUAUCGGCAAAAUUAAACCCAAAGAUUGGAUCGAUUUAUUGGGUCCUUUUGAAUAUGCCAAAGGAUGGUUUGUAAAGAAUAUUCCUGUCUCUGAUCCCUAUCCCUAUCGCACCAUUAACUGGCACUCCGGAGGAAUGACUGGAACCGCAACAAUGUUUUUGAUAUUUCCCGAUCAAAAUCUAGUGGGCGUUGCGUUCGCUAAUAAUGGCAAUACUGAGGUUCCCGGAGCUGUCAUUGGGUUUAGUAUUAACGGCACAAAUGUGUGGACCGAAGGGUUUGGUUAUACGGAUGUCGAGAACGAUGUCAUCACUCAUAAGGACUCGAUCUGGCGUUUGGCCAGUAUUUCAAAGCCAUUGACUUCAGCACUGAUUGGACGGCUUAUGGACAAGAAGUUGAUUGAUCUCAACCACGAUAUCCACACAUAUUUGUCACCGGAUUUCUAUCCCUAUAAGACAUUCAACGGAUCGGCAGUUAAUAUAACGGUUCGGGAAGUGAUGUCACAUUUAGCUGGUCUUCACUUCACUAAAUUUGAAGAUGUUUCCGAUGUCUUUCAUGGCGUAAAUGCGAGUCAAGCUAUCGCUCAAUUCAAAGAUGAAAAAUUGUUAUCAAAACCCAACACAACAUUCAGUUACUCUAACUAUGGCUACCAAAUGGUCGGCGCUAUCAUUGAAGCCGUGCUUAACAGCACUUAUGAUAAAGAAAUUGAGAAAAUGUUUCGACAAUUGAAUAUGAAUUCAACUUUUGUUGAGAAAAGGGAAGCGAUUUAUAAACACAGACCACAGUAUUAUACGUUUGCUACUAAAUUGGAAAAAUCUGGUAUUUAUGAUGAGUUGGUUUCAUAUGAGGGUCAGUGGCCGUGUGGGGGUAUUAUUGCAACCGCUAGUGAUAUAUUAAGGUUUGGAAACGCAAUGAUAUCCGCAUAUAAUGGCAACCAAAAUGAUUUCUUAAGUGAGAAAACAGUGAAAGAGUUGUGGACUCCGGAGACUAUCGGCAAAAUUAAACCUAAAGUUUGGGUCGAAGUAUUGGGUCCUUUUGAAUAUGGCAAAGGAUGGUUUGUAAAGAAUAUUCCUGUCUCUGAUCCCUAUCCCUAUCGCACCGUUUACUGGCAUUCGGGAGGAUUGACUGGAACCGCAACAAUGCUUAUGAUAUUUCCCGACCAAAAUCUAGUGGGCGUUGCGUUCGCUAAUAAUGGCAAUACCACUGGGUUUGGUUAUACGGAUGUCGAGAACGAUGUCAUCACUCAUAAGGACUCGAUCUGGCGUUUGGCCAGUAUUUCAAAGCCAUUGACUUCAGCACUGAUUGGACGGCUUAUGGACAAGAAGUUGAUUGAUCUCAACCACGAUAUCCACACAUAUUUGUCACCGGAUUUCUAUCCCUAUAAGACAUUCAACGGAUCGGCAGUUAAUAUAACGGUUCGAGAAGUUAUGUCACAUUUGGCUGGACUUCACUUCACACAAUUGGAAUUGGAUUGGAAUCAUGUCUAUCGAGGGAAAAAGCAGAAAUUGCUGACGAGUUGGCCCCAUAUGAGGGCUGGUGGCCAUCAGGCGGUCUAA
Medioppia subpectinata is the source of this 2388-nucleotide messenger RNA. NCBI's taxonomy places the organism in Eukaryota, Metazoa, Arthropoda, Arachnida, Sarcoptiformes, Oppiidae. The record is from the annotation of a GenBank genome assembly.